AUGAGAUGCGCAAAAGAAUGGAGAUUUGAAUUUGAAAAGCUAAAAGCAAUCCCUCAUAGUGAUAUCCAUGAGAUUCUUAAGAUAAGCUUUGAUGGCCUUGAUGAUGAUACUCAGAGUGUUUUCCUUGAUAUUGCGUGCAUUUUUCAUGGGUUUUACAAGGACGAAGUUACCAAAACAUUAAAUGCAUGUGGUUUUCAUUCUGAAAGUGCAAUUUCAACUUUGGUCCGAAAAUGCUUGCUCCAAAGGGAUAUGUAUCAUUUAGUGAUGCAUGAUCUAGUCCGAGAUAUGGGAAGAGAAGUCGUUCACAUGGAAUCACCUCGAGACCCUGGAAAACGAAGUAGAUUGUUUAGCCCACAAGCAGUCCAUGAUGUUCUACAAGGAAAUAAAGUAGAAGUACUGAAGGUGGAUGGACAGGCAUUAACUGGAGAGAGCUUAAGCACCAAAGCAUUUAAGAAAAUGAAAAAUCUUAGGGUGCUUAUAAUUGAUGAAUUACAUAUUAGUGGAGACUUUGAGCUGUUGUCCAAGGAGUUCAGAUUGUUGUCUUGGCUAAAAUGUCCUUUAAAGUGUAUACCAUCAAAAUUUCCAGCUGAGAAACUAGUAGUUCUGGAUAUGAAAGAGAGUAAUAUCCAAGAAUUUGGAUUGAAUUUGAAGUGCAAGCGCCUUAAAAGAACACCAAACUUCAGUGGUUCAAAAAGCCUUGAGACUUUGCGGCUUCGUGGUUGCUCAAGUCUGAAGGAGAUCCAUCAAUCAAUUGGAAAUUUAGACAGACUAAUUGAUCUAGAUUUGAAUGGUUGCAAAAAGCUUGCGGAUCUUCCGCGCAGCAUAUGUCAGCUAAAAUCCCUUGCAAACUUAAACAUUGGAAGCUGCUCAUCUAAACAUGCGCUGCCAGUUGACCUUGGAGAUAUGCAAAGUCUAAAAAAACUUUUGUCACUUUAUGCAGGUAUAAAACAAUUGCCUGGAUCUGUUGAACUGCUAAGAGAUCUUGUAAUUUUGGAAGUGGGAGGUCAAAAUGAAGAGGCAAACAGGAGUUUUUCUCGAAGAAGAGUCCAUCGCGUACAAUCCUUGUCAACUUCUAUUUCGCAGUUAAGCAUUACAUAUUGUGUUUUGUCUGAGGAAGAUAUUCCUAGGGAUAUUGGGAGUUUAUCCUCCUUACUUUCUUUAGAUUUGAGCGGCAACAAUUUCCAGUGUCUACCGUUUGACUUUUCUAAGUUAGGAUGCUUGGAGUCCUUGAAAUUGAGUGACCGUGAGAAUCUUCAAACACACCCAUCAGUAUCUAAAUUAGAAAAUUUUAAGAAAUUUGAACUUGUAAAUUGCAAGAACUUGGUUAAGAUUACGAGCUCAUAUGGACAAUCCAUUCAACGAAGGCUUCUUUAUCUAACGUGCUCUAGCAUUUCCAUGCAGAAAAGUUCGAAAUCGGAGAUCGAGGAUCAUUCCCAUUCUCAGAUGAAGAGAAGCCUGGAGAUAACUGAAGUCUCAGGUGAAAAAGUACCCAAGUACAGUUUCACCUCAAUACUUGAUCAAAAAACCAAUGUCCUGAAUGCUAGAGUCAA
Lycium ferocissimum is the source of this 1550-nucleotide messenger RNA. RefSeq names its product disease resistance protein RUN1-like. Gene Ontology annotation, biological process: defense response. Lineage: Eukaryota; Viridiplantae; Streptophyta; Magnoliopsida; Solanales; Solanaceae. The transcript has 4 exons. The record is from RefSeq and is a predicted model, not a curated record. The annotation marks the transcript as partial.